GAGGGCCGUCAUGCCUGUUUACCCAUCUCUUUGUACGUUGAGUCAGAAAACCACGCCGCACUUAUUUCCAACUCCAGAUUCAUCGUAGACUCCUCGUGGCUGAGCUCGGCCUGAACAUCAGACAGAGCCCGUCCAGGACCGCGGCGGACAGAGAGAGGAGAGGCGGCGGCACGGGAAGCGUCAGGGAAGAAGAAGAAGGAGGAAACGACUGAGGCAAGCCGGGAUGUCAGCGAUGAAGAAGAGAAACUCUAACUCCUCCGGAGGCCGGGAAGAGGACAGGCAGGUGACGGAAAGGAUGCUGUCCGCCGGCUUCAGUCCAGCCGGGACACCGGGGAGCGACGCCAAGAGCCCCAGCAGCCUCCUGCCGCCGGGAGGAGCGGAGGAAGGGGUCGCCCUGAAGAGGACCAUCACUCUUGUAAACGGCGUGGCCAUCAUAGUGGGCACCAUCAUCGGCUCGGGCAUCUUUGUCACGCCGACCGGGGUGGUUCGGGAGGCGGGCUCGGUGGGUCUGUCCCUGAUCGUUUGGGCAGUGUGCGGGGUUUUCUCCACAGUGGGAGCGCUCUGCUACGCGGAGCUGGGGACCACCAUCAGUAAGUCAGGGGGGGACUAUGCUUACAUCCUGGAGGUGUACGGCUCCCUGCCGGCUUUCCUCAAGCUCUGGAUCGAGCUGCUCAUCAUCCGGCCCUCCUCGCAGUACAUCGUUGCGUUUGUUUUCGCCACAUACCUCCUGAAGCCCAUGUUCCCACACUGCCCGGUGCCGGAUCAAGGAGCCAAGCUGGUGGCCUGCCUCUGCAUCCUCUUGCUGACGUUCGUGAACUGCUACAGCGUGAAGGCGGCCACCCGAGUGCAGGACUUCUUCGCGGCCGCCAAACUCCUAGCGCUCGCCCUCAUCAUCAUCAUCGGCUUCGUCAAGAUCGGCAUGGGUGGAACGGAUGAACUCCUUCCUGAAAACUCCUUCAAGGGAUCAAAUUAUAAUUUCGGUAACAUCGGCCUGGCUCUCUACAGUGGCCUGUUUGCCUACGGUGGCUGGAACUACUUGAACUUUGUUACAGAAGAAAUGAUCGAACCUUACAAAAACCUUCCCCGAGCCAUCAUCAUUUCUUUGCCCAUUGUCACAGUUGUGUAUGUCCUCACCAACCUCGCCUAUUUUACUACGCUCUCCCCCGACGAGAUGCUCAACUCAGAGGCUGUCGCUGUGGACUUUGGAAACUAUUACCUGGGCCCCAUGGCAUGGAUCAUCCCCGUCUUUGUGGGUCUGUCGUGCUUUGGAUCAGUAAACGGCUCUCUCUUCACAUCAUCCAGGUUAUUCUUCGUGGGCUCCCGGGAGGGUCACCUGCCCAGCCUGCUAUCCAUGAUCCAUCCCUCGCUGCUCACGCCGCUGCCAUCACUUAUCUUCACAUGUUUGAUGACGCUGCUCUAUGCCUUCUCCGAUGACAUCUUCUCCGUCAUCAACUUCUUCAGCUUCUUCAACUGGCUCUGCAUCGCCAUGGCGAUUAUCGGCAUGAUGUGGCUCCGCUACAAGAAGCCUGAGCUGGAGCGGCCGAUUAAAGUCAACAUCCUGCUGCCUAUUAGUUUCGUGCUCGCCUGCCUUUUCCUCAUCAUCGUGUCUUUCUGGAAGACGCCUAAAGAAUGCGGAAUUGGCUUUGGCAUCAUCGCCACCGGACUGCCCGUUUACUUCAUCGGCGUUUGGUGGCAGAACAAGCCCAAGUGGAUGAUGCGAGCCAUCUACAAGACCACUGCCUGGUUUCAGAAGGUAAUGGAGGUGGUGCCUCAGGAGUCCUAAAUGGCCGUCAGCCUUGAUUCACCUCUACAGAAAGCGUCUGAAGUGACCUCUGGGCUCCGACAUGAGAGCAGAUGAAGUUUGACCUCCAUUGACGUCUCUAACCCCACUCUGUCCCACGCUAACACACACAUUCUCUCACACGUGUGCAGACUGCUGAUCAGGACAGUGUCGUCAGCGUUAUGUUUGCAUUGUUCCUCAGCUGAUCUGUUGUUUUUAUGUGCUUUUAUUCGCGACCAUUUUAAGCUCUUGUUGCGCAUCAACUCUUUUAUGAAAUCCGUUUCUUGUUUUUGUUUAGAUGUUUUCAGUUUUUAGUUUAGAGACGUUAGAAGCAAAUGUUUGAGUUUUAAGCCAUCACUUCUUUGUCGUCUUGCUGCUGAGCGUCUGUUGGUCACCAUGAUGCUCCUGACCUCUGGACUCACUGUGACGGAUCGAAGCCUAAUGGAGCCCGAUCCAUCAUCUGUGUUGCUAUAAAUGUGAGCUUUCGCUUUCAUGCAGGUCCGCAUAAUGUGCCAGCUUGUUAUCACCUCAUGGGUUGUUGUUUUUUUUUUAAUCUGAAGCGAUCAGAUGUUUUUCCGUUCAAAAGCAGCGACUCUCUGACAUGCCGUCUCGUUAGGGUUGUUUAUUUGAGGUCGUUGGCCAGAUGUUAUCUGUGGGGAUCAAUGCGCUCAACCCAAUAAAGGUAGCGUCUCAGGCUGCGUCAUUAAGUGUUGGGCUGGCAUAGGGGGCCAAAAGCAGGUAUGUGUGUUGUCUGUAUGAGUGUUGGAGUGGGGGAGGGGGCGUGGCUGUGAGAUGAAUCCGACUCUUUUGAAAUUUUUCAUGAAACUGACCAAGUUUUCUUAUGAGUUUUGUUCUGUUUUAGUUCAAAUCCAGGCCUUUGCACACUCCUCUGUAUUUGUUGUUGAAUAUGAACUUUUAUCGUACCCUACAAAUAUAUAUGUGGGUUUCAUUCCAAGCAGCCAGAGCAGGAAUUCUUGAGUAGUAGUUUUCUCUCUGAGGUUCUUCCAACGGUUUUUUUUUUAAUUUUGCUUCUUUUUCACUAAUCUUUCUUAUUUAAAAUAUCAAUUCUGCUUUACUUUUUGCAAAACCACUUAGAUGUUAUGUUUUGCAUGUGCAGUGCUUUAGAUUUGCCUUUU
Messenger RNA from Cyprinodon tularosa, 2916 nucleotides. It is a transcript of the gene slc7a5, whose product is annotated as solute carrier family 7 member 5. Lineage: Eukaryota; Metazoa; Chordata; Actinopteri; Cyprinodontiformes; Cyprinodontidae. The transcript is spliced from 10 exons. Gene Ontology annotation, cellular component: membrane. Gene Ontology annotation, biological process: amino acid transmembrane transport; neutral amino acid transport. The record is from RefSeq and is a predicted model, not a curated record. Gene Ontology annotation, molecular function: L-amino acid transmembrane transporter activity; neutral L-amino acid transmembrane transporter activity. The coding region runs from base 224 to 1783 and encodes 519 amino acids.